UAGAUUCCUACACAAUAAUCACAAUCGCACCAAAUUGUCUAGUUUCUAUCUGUGACUGUCUUGACUAUAAGGUAUGGAAGGGAAAUUUAGCUACCAAAUUCAAAGUUUCGUACAAAUUCCUCCAUGUCAACCAAGUCAAAUAUAAGAAAUAUAAUACAUUAUUUUGGUAGUACAAACUACAUGUAAACCACAAUCAAUUUUCAAUUCUUCAAACAUCAACUCCUAACAAUGUGUCCAAGUCAAUUAUUCUUCAUUGUCUCUCUCCUUCUUCUUCUCUUCAUCAUCAACUCCAGUAGAGCUAAUAAUAAUACGUCAUCUGCCUAUUGCCCUUCAUCUGUCUGCAAUAAUGGACUUAAUAUUUCAUAUCCUUUUUGGAGACUUGACAGUUACUACAACUCCGCCUCUCACCAAUACUGUGGUUAUCCAGGAUUUGGGAUCUAUUGCUCUCAAACUGAUUCUAUUUUAAACAUUUCUGAUGAACUUUUCAACGUUACAAAUAUUAAUUACAGUAGCUACUCCCUUACCCUGGUGGAUAUUGAUGCUGUUGAUAAUAGAGGAUGCCCGAGAGCACAUCAAAAUCUUAGUCUAGGACACUUGCCAUUGAAAUAUUCGGAGGUUGAUUUGUACCUUGGUUUCUAUUAUAACUGUACCCGUUCCCCUUCAUAUGUUGCCCGUCAAUUUGAUUGCAUAAACCCAGGUGGAAACAAAUCAUAUUAUGUUGAGGAUCAUGAGACGGAAGAUUUAGAUUGGUUUGAGAUUUGUGAGAAGAAAGUGGUGGUGCCAGUGACGGAGGGUUGGUUGACUAGAGGACUUGGUGCGGUGAUGGGUGAGGGAUUCUUAUUGCAUUGGGAGAACGUAUCAGAUUGCGCUCAGUGUGAGGCCACAGACGGGCGUUGCGGUUACGACAAUUCAAUCCAGGAAUACUUGUGCUUCUUCAAAGAUGGCAACACCAAAGGAAGAGGAAAACUCGGAAUAAAGGUUGCAAUAGGAUUAGCCGCGGCAGGGACUGCAAUAGCUGUAGCCUGUGGCUUGAUGUGCUGCUUCCGAUUUAGGAAAACAAAUAAAACGUCAAAAAGAGAAGAUCAUAACGUAGAGGCCUUCCAGAGGCAGUUUGGAUCCCUAGCAUCAACGACAUAUAGCUAUUCAGACAUAAAGAAAAUGACAAAUUCCUUUAAAGAGAAACUUGGAGAAGGAGGUUACGGAGGGGUCUACAAAGGUAAUCUUAAUGGUCAUCCUGUUGCUGUGAAGAUCUUAAAAGAGACCAAGGGGAAUGGAGAAGAAUUCAUUAACGAAGUUGCAAGCAUCAGUCGAACUUCUCAUGUCAACAUUGUUACUCUGUUGGGAUUCUGUUUGAAUCGUAAGGAAAAAGCUCUUGUAUAUGAAUUCAUGCCAAAUGGAUCUCUUGAUAAACACAUAUACAAUGAAGAUUCUAACAUGGGAUGGGAAAUGUUAUACAAAAUUGCACUCGGGAUAGCUCGAGGAUUACAAUAUUUGCAUAGAGGGUGUAACACCCGAAUUUUGCAUUUUGACACAAAACCUCACAACAUUCUUCUAGACGAGGACUUUUGUCCCAAGAUAUCUGAUUUCGGUUUAGCAAGACUAUGUAAUCGAAAAGAGAGCAUAAUGUCCACAAUAGAAGCCCGAGGAACUAUCGGUUACAUAGCUCCAGAGGUGUUUAGUAGAAACUUUGGAGGAGUGUCCCACAAAUCUGAUGUUUACAGCUAUGGAAUGAUGAUUCUUGAAAUGGUCGGAGGAAGAAAGAACUACAGUGCUGAAAGAAGCCAUAAUAGUGAAAUAUACUUUCCACGUUGGGCUUAUCAACGAAUAUUGUUAGAUGAUGACCUAAAUAUAAGGGAUAUGAUGACCAAUGAAGAAGAAGAGAUUGCAAAGAAAAUGAUAUUAGUUGGCUUGUGGUGCAUCCAAACAGAUCCCUUGCAAAGGCCAGCCAUUGGUAAGGUAAUUGAAAUGUUAGAAGGUAGCUUAGAGGCCAUGCAAAUGCCACCAAAACCUUUCAUAUGUUCUCCUUCACAAUCAGAAGGAUCGACAUUGGAGCGACCAAGGAAGCCACUCUUAUUUUCUACUUUGAGUUCGACGACGCUCGAGUCUACAGCCUCAACAAUUGUACAAUUUGAUGAAGAGUAAGUUUGUGGAUAAUAUUGGGUUAUAACUUAUAACAGUAAUAUUCAUGACGAAAUUACAAAAAUUAAAAUCAUGUAGAGAAUUGGGGAAACAUUGAUUUUAUAGUUUUUAUGUGAUUAUAUUUUUAUAUCCUUAGAUCU
This is a messenger RNA of Solanum dulcamara, 2279 nucleotides long. Its product is annotated as LEAF RUST 10 DISEASE-RESISTANCE LOCUS RECEPTOR-LIKE PROTEIN KINASE-like 2.1. The record is from RefSeq and is a predicted model, not a curated record. Gene Ontology annotation, biological process: protein phosphorylation. Lineage: Eukaryota; Viridiplantae; Streptophyta; Magnoliopsida; Solanales; Solanaceae. Gene Ontology annotation, molecular function: protein kinase activity; ATP binding; polysaccharide binding. The transcript is spliced from 3 exons. Bases 229 to 2142 code for a protein of 637 amino acids.